This is a messenger RNA of Scheffersomyces stipitis CBS 6054, 495 nucleotides long. RefSeq lists its product as uncharacterized. The annotation marks the transcript as partial. Gene Ontology annotation, molecular function: mRNA binding. The record is from RefSeq and is a predicted model, not a curated record. The transcript has a single exon. NCBI's taxonomy places the organism in Eukaryota, Fungi, Ascomycota, Pichiomycetes, Serinales, Debaryomycetaceae.
AAAAAGGGAGUGGUUAAAACUUCCAAGUCUUCGGACAGGAGAAUGGCUGGGGACCGUCAGGCUUCGUCGUACUUGCACAAUGCGAUAGUCAAGACUGACAUCAGAAAUACAGAUACCACCAGAAUUGUUUCGAACUUGCAUCUGAAAAACACUGGCAACAACAAGACGGUAAAGAGAAGAGUCGGAGAUAAGUCUUGGGAAGACCAGACACUAUUGGAGUGGGAUCCCAAACAUUUCCGACUCUUUGUGGGUAACUUGGGUCCCGAUGCCAACGACCAAUUGCUCCACAGUGCAUUUCUGAAGUAUGCUUCUAUGAGCAAAGUCAAAGUCCCCGUAGAUACCAAGUCGGGGAAGAACAAAGGGUUUGGGUUUGUUGCUUUUGCUGAUGCCAACGACUACUUCCAGGCUUUCAAAGACAUGAAUGGAAAGUACAUUGGCCAACAUCCGGUGCAGUUGAAGCGAGCAGAAACUCAGAUCAAAGCGACGAAGAAAAAG